Messenger RNA from Brassica oleracea var. oleracea, 1290 nucleotides. RefSeq names its product F-box/kelch-repeat protein At4g39550-like. The record is from RefSeq and is a predicted model, not a curated record. Bases 1 to 1218 code for a protein of 405 amino acids. NCBI's taxonomy places the organism in Eukaryota, Viridiplantae, Streptophyta, Magnoliopsida, Brassicales, Brassicaceae. The transcript has 2 exons. Gene Ontology annotation, molecular function: protein binding.
AUGGUGGAUCUUGGUGGAAAGAUGGGGUUUUUGUGGAAUGAGGAUCUGGAUAAUGGGGAGGGUAGGAUCUGGUGUGCUGAGAUUGCGCUUGAAAGGCGCGAUGAAGAAGAUGAGAUUUGGGGGAAGGUUGAGUGGUUUGAUUCCCUUAAUGACUGUGUUGUCUUGAGAACAUCCUUGAACGGGUUAUUGCAGUACCCGACACUCUCGCUCGUCUCCAAGAGCUUUCGAUCUCUCCUCGCUUUGCCGCAUCUUUACGAGACUCGGUCAUCUUUAGGCCGCACAGAGAGUUGUCUCUACGUAUGCAUACGCUUCCCUGAUGAGACUAUCCCUCGCUGGUUCACCCUCUGCCAGAAACUUGAUCGAACACUAACCACCGUUGCCACCAUGAAGAAGGCAAGUGGGUAUGUUUUAGCCAAACUCUCAACUCCCCAUUCUCGUCAUGCGCACGGGUGCAGUCUCGUGACAGUUGGUUCGGAUAUCUACAACAUUGGCGGACCCAUAGACGAGGCCAACGAGCCCUCGUCUAGCGUCUCAAUCUUGGACUGUCGGUCCAACACGUGGACCGAAGGCCCAAGCAUGCUGGUGAAGCGGAACUACCCAUUCGCCAGUGUACUCGAUGGGAAGAUAUAUGCAGCUGGAAGCUCUGACUCUAGUUCCUCAGAAUGGAUGGAGGUUUUCGACACAAAAACACAAACUUGGGAGCUUGUGUCUAGCCCUGGUGAGGAGAUGCGCGCCAGACGACAUUUACAUAUAAAAAAAAUGGCAGGGAUCGACGGAAAGGUACACAUUUUGGGAUCCAGUAGUCGUUUGGCUUACGAUACGAGGGAAGGUCGAUGGGAAAGUGUGGGGACGGAGAUGAGUUCGGGUUGGGGAUGGUAUUCUUACUGUGUGGUUGAGAACGUGAUUUACUAUUAUAAAGAGCGGGGAGAGAUCAAAUGGUAUGACACUAAGGGAAGACGCUGGAGAGCUUUGAAGGGCGUGAAAGGACUUCAUAAGACCCCGCGUUAUACUGUUACAUUGGCGGAUUUUGGUGGUAAGAUGGCUGUUUUGUGGGAUAGGGGUGUGGCUUCCACUGGUGACAAGAUGAUUUGGUGCACAGUGAUUGCGCUUGAAAGGCACAACGAUGAAGAGAUUUGGGGCAAGGUCGAGUGGAGUGACACAGUGCUUAAAGUCCCCGAGUCAUGUACAAUUAAACAUGCUCUUGCUGCUACCCUUUGAUCACCGACUUGAAUCUUUAAAUGACUUGCAGAAAAUUCUCUUGUUAUAAAUAAAAAAAAAUCAAAUGACUUA